Monoraphidium neglectum is the source of this 1458-nucleotide messenger RNA. RefSeq names its product threonine synthase. Gene Ontology annotation, cellular component: cytoplasm. NCBI's taxonomy places the organism in Eukaryota, Viridiplantae, Chlorophyta, Chlorophyceae, Sphaeropleales, Selenastraceae. The transcript has 3 exons. Gene Ontology annotation, molecular function: threonine synthase activity. The coding region runs from base 1 to 1458 and encodes 485 amino acids. The record is from RefSeq and is a predicted model, not a curated record. Gene Ontology annotation, biological process: L-cysteine biosynthetic process.
AUGCAGCAGCCCCUGACACAACAGCGCCUCCGGGCCGGAGUGCCAGCAUCCCGGCUGCGGCAGCAGAGGCUGGUGGUGCGCGCGACGGCCACCGCGGACCCAACUCGUCAAGAUAUCCGCAGAGAGGCGCUGGCGCGUGGGCCGGCCGCGGGAUCCGAGUUGUUCAAUGCCAAGUUUGUUCCCUUCAAGGAUUACCGCAGCUCCGACGGCGGCCUGCUGGACGUGUACCACGACAUGAAGGAGCUGUCCAAGUUUGGCCCUGACUAUUGGAAGUCGCUGUUUGACAGCCGCAUCGGCACCACCACGUGGCCCUACGGCUCCGGCGUGUGGAGCAAGAAGGAGUGGGUGCUCCCCGAGCUCGGCGACGCCGACAUCGUCUCCAUGUUCGAGGGCAACAGCAACCUGUUCUGGGCGGAGCGCUUCGGCCGCGAGGCGCUGGGCAUGAGCGACCUGUGGGUGAAGCAGUGCGGCAACAGCCACACGGGCAGCUUCAAGGACCUGGGCAUGACCGUCCUGGUCAGCCAGGUCAACCGCAUCAGGAAGCUCAAGCCCGGCGCCAUCAGCGCCGUCGGCUGCGCGUCGACCGGCGACACGAGCGCCGCGCUGUCGGCAUACUGCGCGGCGGCGGGCAUCCCGUCGAUCGUGUUCCUGCCGGCCGACAAGAUCAGCCUGGCGCAGCUGGUGCAGCCGAUCGCCAACGGCGCGCUGGUGCUGUCCAUCGACACCGACUUUGACGGCUGCAUGCGGCUCAUCAAGGAGGUGACGGCCGAGACGCCCAUCUACCUUGCCAACAGCAUGAACAGCCUGCGCCUCGAGGGCCAGAAGACGGCGGCGAUCGAGAUCCUGCAGCAGUUUGACUGGCAGGUGCCGGACUGGGUGAUCAUCCCCGGCGGCAACCUCGGGAACAUCUACGCCUUCUACAAGGGCUUCAAGAUGUGCAAGGACCUGGGGCUGGUGGACAGGAUCCCGCGGCUGGUGUGCGCGCAGGCGGCCAACGCCAACCCCCUGUACUCCGCCUUCAAGAAGGGCUGGGAGCACUACGAGCCGAUCUCCGCCAAGACCACCUUCGCAUCCGCCAUCCAGAUCGGCGACCCCGUGUCCAUCGACCGCGCCAUCCUCGCGCUCAACGACGCCAACGGCAUCGUGGAGGAGGCGACAGAGGAGGAGCUCAUGGAUGCGGCGGCGCGCGCCGAUCGCACCGGCAUGUUCAACUGCCCGCACACCGGCGUCGCGCUCGCCGCGCUGACCAAGCUGCGGGAGAAGGGCGUGAUCGCGCCCUCGGACCGCACCGUCGUGGUGUCGACGGCGCACGGGCUCAAGUUCACGCAGUCCAAGGUUGCGUACCACUCCAAGGAGAUCGCGGGCAUGGCGUGCAGCUACGCCAACCCGCCGGUGGCCGUGAAGAACGACAUCGGGUCGGUCAUGGACGCGCUCCGCUCCAAGUUCCCCGCGAUCUGA